Messenger RNA from Brassica rapa (field mustard), 17170 nucleotides. RefSeq names its product chorismate mutase 3, chloroplastic. Lineage: Eukaryota; Viridiplantae; Streptophyta; Magnoliopsida; Brassicales; Brassicaceae. Gene Ontology annotation, biological process: aromatic amino acid biosynthetic process; chorismate metabolic process. The record is from RefSeq and is a predicted model, not a curated record. Gene Ontology annotation, cellular component: cytoplasm. Gene Ontology annotation, molecular function: chorismate mutase activity.
UUUGGCCGAAAAGUGUGUUUUAUGAAAAUUUGUGUUUUUACGCUUUUUGUUGUGAAGUGCAUUUUUGCGGUUUUGGUGGAAAAAUGUGUUUUGCGGUUUUGACGAGAAAAUGUAUUUUCGGUUUUUGACAGAAAAAUGUAUCUGAAAAGAAUUAGGAUUUUGGUAUUGAAAAAUUAUUUUGAUUUUAAAGGUUAUUUUUGUUAUUUGCAUCUGCAUCGAGAAACACCAUCAAGAUUCUCUCUCAUUUGGGUGAAAAUUUAAGAUAAGUUUAAAAAAAUUCAGAUAGAUGAUCCAUCUGAAUGUAGUAUUUUAAUAUACAAAAUGAACAUCAAUUUGCAUUUUUACUUGGAAAAGAGUUGUUUACGGUUAAUUUUGCUUUUUAUUUUAUUUUUGAUUGAAGAAAUAGUUGCAAAGUUUCAAAUGAAGCAAAAUUUGGUUUUCCUUAAAGAUGAAGCAUAAUAAAAUAAAAUACUCCUACUUAAUAGUUGACCAAAAAAUUAAAAGACUUAAUAAAGUACGCAUUUAAUUUUUGAUUGAAAAAAUUGUUAGAAAGUAAUUAAGUGUUGAUUCCUGCGUGUUGUCCGUCUUGGAUAUGACAAGAUUACAAGAAUCUAGCCAAUGUAAUCCACAAACCACUAAACGGCCACGUGGAAUUUCUCGAUCCUCAUGAUCAUUAUAUAACCAUAUUUAUAUUCCCAUAAUUGCAAUCCUUCAAAUAGCACUCAAUCAAAACGAAUCUUCAAAAAUCAUGGAGCGAUACUGUGUCAAAAGAAAUUAAAAAGUGGAUCAGCUGAUCAGUGGAUUAUUUUUAAAGUAAAUGGUUGAGAGCCAGACACAUGUCUAGGUGAUCUCUAACCAUUAUUCUAAUAUAUUGUUGAAAACAUGUAACAUAUGUACCACACGCUAGAACCCUACCAACAUAUCUAUACAGCUGUAAUAUUAAUGCGUCUACGUUUAAAUUUGUGAUUUAAUUAUAUACAAUCAACAUUGUCCAUAUAAAUUCUUGUGUAAAUAUGUGCAUGUAUCUUUUGGGAAACCAUCAUAUAUAUGCAUAUGACCAAAGAAUUUAGUGUUAAUUUACACAUUGAAAGAGCAAUAUUUCGCUUCGCCAUUUAUGGGUUUCGUCUAUCGCACUCGGUGAUAUAUACUGAUAAUAGAACGCUAGCAUCUAGUGGCGAAUCAUUUGUGCGUACACGCAAGAGUGACACCUACCUAAAUUUCCACAAUUCAUCUAUAGCCCCGUAGGCACUGUUAUUUAGUUAUUCGAUAUACAUUAUAUAGUCGGUAGUUAAGAAAAGAGUAAAUUAUGAAUAGAAAAUAUCAAUAGUGUAUACGAAUCCUGUUGGAUGGAACCAUGAACAGUAGAGUUUGCAAUCAUUAAACGCAAACGCUCUUAUAUGCAGUAUUUGCACUUUUCCUCGUAUUAUUAAUUUAUUAUUCACAAAUUUGAAACGCUAGCAUGAAUGAAAACAUCACCUGUAAUUAUAUUCUUCGUCUGUUUAUAUAUCUCACGUUUUCAGUCUACACUUGAAACAAUAAACUGUAGUGAGAUCAUGAUGUAAGCAAUUUCUUCACCAUCUGUUUGUAUUUCACGUUUGUCUAGCAAUAUUAUUUUUCAAACAUAAUGGAUAGGACGCACAUUCAUUUAAUUAUACAUAACAUAAUAACAAUUUUUAAAAGUAGUAAUCAUGUAUCAUCAAUAUAUAUACAUGCACGACAAUGUGUUUUCGGAUUAUAUAGCAUAUUAGCAUGUUAUCGAAAAAGUUACAUAUUAUUUUUUUAGAAAUCAUGCACGAAUCACUUAAUAAAAUGUUAUAUAACCAAAAUGUUUUUAACUUAUAAAAAUAUUUCAAAAUCAUUUGCGAAACUUAUCAGAAAAUAUAGGGUUAUCUAGUGUUUACGAUUUUUUACUUCCAUUUUUUGCAUUUUAACUAAUAUGAUUAACAAUCGUGCUUGCACUUGUAUAUAAUUUUAUGUUCGUGAAAAGUAUAACAUGGUGCUUAUGUUUAAGUGUUUUUUGCUUGUAAUUGACAAAUUAUUUUGGUAAUGAAAACAGUAAACCAGUAGAGGAAAAAUAAAAAAGAUAUAAACCAUAAAAACAAAUACAAAUAUAAUACAGAUAUUACCAGUUUAAUUAAUUAGAGAAUCAAACUACUAUUUUAGAUGGCUAUGCGAUGGUAUUAGUUAAUCAGAUCCGUCAACGUCGAUAAAAGUGGGGACAUGGUGCGAGAUCGAGUCAUAAAGUUAGCAUAAGUCAAGUGUCAUCAGCAGUCAGGAGCGAUGCACCUUAAACAUCGAAUUCGACCAUACAAUUUUCAUGGAAUAUACCCGCAGUUAAAAUUUCUCUUAACUUCUAAGUUUUAACAUUAUAAAAUAACAAAAAGCAUUGUUUUGAAAAAAACACAGAAUCAUGAUUACAAUAUGAAAGAGAGAAAGAUUGCGAAUCCAUGAUUCAUAUACGACCAUGUUCGUUCUCUUCUCGAAAAUGACACUAAGGAUCACGAUUCAAUUAAACAGUGAACCAACCUUUUGUAAUGGAAAAGAUAAUUCAUACUUAAGCGACCGUGAUCUAGCCAUCUAGGAAUGAUCAGUACCAGAGCCGUGCUCGUGUUACAAGAAAGGCGCCUUAGGCCCCCAGUUUGUAUUUUAUAUUUUAGGGCCUCCAUUUUAGUAUAUUUCACUUCAUGCUAGCUGUUAUAGAAUUUAAACUUUCAUAUGUAUUCUUAAAUUACUAUUUUUAUUCUUCUCCUCAUUUUUCAGAUUUUGUAUCAGAAAUUUUUUUAGCUCAUUUAAUUUUAUUUCUAAUAUAUGUCGUAGUAAUACAUUUCUAACUCCACCUUUUAACCUAUCUAAAUUAACAUAUAUUUGAUUAAAUCGUUACAAAGUUAUCAUAGAUAAUUUUAAAUAUGUGUAGUUUUUUUAGUAGACUAUAUAAUUUAUAUUCUUGUAAGAAAAUUUUUGUUUGUUUCAUCAUAUGAAUUUAUAAAUAUAGAUAUAUAAUUAUCCAGGGGUUUAUGUAAUACAUGUUUACUAAAAAAAAUUAUGGAAACCUUUUUCUUUUUCUUUUGGUGUAAUAUGGAAACCUUUUUUAUUUUAGCCAUAGGCCUCCCAACACCUAGGCACGGCACUGAUUAGUACAUGUACCCCGCUUGGGACGUUUCAUGUUAUUCACCAGAGGAGAAAAAUCCCUACACCGAUUUCAUAUUAAAAAUGAUUUUUGAUAUUGCAUUUCAGAAAGAAAAAGCAUUAAUCGGGUUAUAUGAAUUAAUAAUACUUGAAUCGUAUACGUUCUUUAAAUAUAUACAAACUUUAAUCGGGUUAUACCAAUUAACCGAAUAAUAGUACUCGACUCGUAGGUUCUUUAAACCUGUACCAGUUAUUUAGCAUAUACCCAAAAUAGAACUAUAUCAUUCCAUUUUCGGUUCGGUUGGUUUACUUAUAUAAACACCCGUUACUUAACUAGAUAGAUUUGAGCCGAAUGUAUAAAUAUUAUAAUGGGCCGAACGAAAUUACCUAUGGACCCAAAUAAAUGCGAAUACUCUUGACUUAGAAAGUAACGAUGGUCAAAAAGAGCCAGAAGCCAUCUCUACACGAAAGGGAGUAUGGGACAACCAACUAGGUAAAGUUCUACUCGAUAUAGGGAUGUAAAAAUGGGAUUUCUUAUAUGAACAAGACGUAUAUAUUAGUUUAUGGCACUAUCCAAAAUGUUAAGACGCGAUAGAAGUUGUGUUAUGUUCUCCUAUUCACCUGUCAUGUUCAAAUGCUGGUUCAAUGUUGAAUAGUUUGAUCGGACUUAGUAAAGAAAGAGGCAAACUCAAUUGUGGGUUACUUCGAAAGUGUUUUAUUGAUAAGAAAAGAAUGAGGUUUCAUAGUGCAUGAACUGAGGAAAAAUUGGCACUCGUUAGAGUUGGCCGGAAAAGUACAAGUCGGCAAAAAAUAAUAAAAAAUAAAAUACUAAUUUAUAGCUGUCAGCCUCUAUUUUUCCAGUUCGGAUCUCAUUCUUGAUUCUUCUUGUCCUUCUUUUAUAUGUAAAUCUACUUUUCUUAUUUCCCUAAGUCGGUUUAACCUAAUGGGCCGAGUUGUGCUUUACAGGCCUUUGGACUGAGCGUUCGGGAUAUUGAGCCGAGCUCAUGGCGCCAAGUAAAGUCAAGCUGUCUAGCUAGGCAAUAGCAAAUGAAUAUGAGAGUCGUUUAUUCUGGAGUGGUGGAAAGUGGAUUGGCUUAUUAUGAAGAUUGACAUUUAGGGGGCAAGGGGGCCGAAAGCCACCUUAUCGUUAUACGUGAAGCAGAUGCCUCUCGUCUUCUUUCGAGGCCAAAAAUGAUGCAUAAAGACCACAACAUUCAUACUAUGUUGGUUGUUAGGCACACCUCUGCACAAUUGGUCAUGCAAUGUCGAGCUUGACUCUGAACAAGUGCUCAUGUUGACGUCGGGCUCGCCUCUUCAACCAGGUUCGUACGAUUGUCAGGGGUGUCGUUUAACAAGGUGGACAUAUGCCUAAGUUUGUAUAUUUAACUGAGUUAGUUUUCUCUUAGAUUUGGAACAGUCAUUUAUGAGAGUGAGAAACUCUCAUUCACACGAAAUAUGUAUACUAGAUGUAUUGUCAAAAUGAUAAAUCAAGACUUUAAAUGGUAACCACAUCAAAAUAAAUAAAGGGUUAAUAUAUGAAAUUUGAAAUGAACAUUUUAGUUAUAUAGGCUAAAAUGAAAUUUUAAUUAUUCACUACAAUUAGUUAUAUUUUACAGAUUUAUUUAAUAUUGUAGAAUGUAUAACAUCAAGUGAAUUUAAAUACUAGCGAUAAAAAUCAAGAGAAAAUGAAAACGUAAGAAAAAAAAGAGUAAAAGAGUAAAUAUUUCACAUUUGAAUUCCUUUAUAAAAAACUAAGAUAGAAAACAAACUAGCACAACAAUAACCAAAAAUAUAACCAAAAUAAUAGAUAAAUGAAAGUUGGAACCCAAAAUUAUAUAUCUAAAGUGGAGUGUGAGACAUUUGCCUUUUUUUUAGCACAUGAGCCUGCAUGACCCUGAUAAAUUAUUAUCUUUUUUUCUUUCUCAUAUAUCAAAAACCAUCGAAAAGUAAUUUCUUGGAGGAAAAAUAUACCUCCAACUACAGUAAAUCACAAAACUACAUAAAAAACUCUAUAUAAUGAAAAUCGCUAAAAGAUGACCCAUAUGAUACGGUCGAUGAAACAAAUCAAAUCAUAGUUUGGCUCGAAUAGAUUUGCCCAGUUUAAGGCCAAAAGCAAUGUAUGUCAAGCUCGAACCACAAUGACCACCAAGUCAUGUAAAAAUUUCCAUUUCAGUGGAAACAUAGAAAUAGAAUCUCCCAAGAGAAAGCAGAGAGUUUAAACAUCUGAGCCAAAGUCAUGGCACAGAAACACAUCCCUUUUUUUUCUCGGACAGUCACAUUUCAUGACAGAACAUAAAGUUAAAAGAAGGAUUAAAGCACUGUGAUUCCAUUACUCACCGAAUCUCUCUUCUGUCCUUUUUCUUUCUCCUUCCCACCCCCAUUUUCUCUCCUUUCCCAUUUCUUUCUUCUUUUUUCUCGUGAUUCUCCGGACGCAACCCGCAGAUUCAACCCGACAACAAACAAGGUUCUAUCGGGGAUGGAGGCUAAGCUACUGAAGAACCCCACUAUUUACAACUCGCCAAGACUCAGUCUCGCGGCUCAUUCUUCCACACCUGUCUCGUAUCUACCGGGUAUAUCAAGAUUUGGACAACCUGGCGCUCUCCCACUCCGUCUCUCCGCAGUAACACCGAUCCGAUCCUCCAGGAGGGGCCUACGGGUGGAUGAGAGUGAGAGCCUGACACUUGACAGCAUAAGAAACUCUUUGAUUCGUCAAGAGGACAGCAUUAUCUUCAACCUUCUUGAGCGAGCUCAGUAUCGGUACAACCCUGAUACUUAUGACGAGGAUGCUUUUACCAUGGAAGGGUUUCAAGGAUCUUUGGUCGAGUUUAUGAUCAGAGAAACCGAACAGCUUCACGCUAAGGUGGACAGGUACAAAAGUCCAGAUGAACAUCCCUUCUUCCCACAAUGCUUGCCUGAGCCAGUCCUUCCCCCUAUUCAAUACCCACAGGUUCUACAUCAUUGUGCCGAUUUGAUAAACAUCAACAAGAAGGUGUGGAAAAUGUAUUUCAAACAACUUCUUCCCAGACUGGUCAAGCCAGGGGACGAUGGUAACAGUGGUUCAUCUGCUCUCUGUGACACAAUGUGUUUACAGAUACUUUCAAAAAGAAUUCACUACGGUAAGUUUGUUGCUGAGGCCAAGUUUCGUGAAAAUCCAUCUACCUAUGAAACAGUCAUAAGAGAACAAGACCGGACACAGCUGUUGCGACUUCUGACGUAUGAAACGGUUGAAGAAGUAAUCAAGAAAAGAGUUGAGAUCAAAGCUAGAAUUUUCGGUCAAGACAUAACAGUCAACGAUCCAGAAACUGGAGCUACUGACCCUUCCUACAAAAUCAAUCCUAGCUUAGUUGCUAAACUAUAUGGAGAAGGGAUCAUGCCACUCACAAAGGAAGUCCAAAUUGAGUACUUGCUUAGGAGGCUGGAUUGAUGUUUAUCAAGAAGAAGGAACCAUAUCAUUUGUAUUUGAUCUUAAUUUAUAAAACUAUAAUCUGACAUAAGCACGGAAAGUUAGCUAGUUAAGUUGCCUGGGCAUCGAUUCUGCAAAUGGAUGAAAUGGAUAUUGUGAUGCAUAUAAAAACAGAGAGUCACAACAAAUAUAAAAAAAAGCAAAAAAAACAUGACAUACUGUUUGUCGAUAAUGAAAUCGACUGAGUAGUGUAAUGAAAAUACCUAUACAAGUUGGAAGAGUUUUUCAUGCGCUGAAUAAUGAAAGUUUGAUUACAAUCGAAAUUGAAAUCAUAGAUUGCUCAAGAGCUGAUCUGAUCCUUUUUUUUUUUUAUCAACUGCUGACCUGAUCCUAAAGGCCACAAAAAAAAAAGUAAAAGAACCUAUAGCAUGAAGGAAAGAUCUAAAAAAAUUGCAACAACAAACAUAGAAAUAAAGUUUAGCAACAAGUAUCAACUGAGUUCCUAACACAAGUGCAGAAGUGUUUCCUAAAUCCUUUGCUGAUCGAAACCAGCUGAGAAGAGGAGCUGGCAAACACAACUUACAGUUAUUUAAUCCGUAGGUUUACAAGAAAAUAAGAAUUCUUUUGAACAGUAUAUAUUAUGUGAGUUGAACUUCUAAUGAUGAUGUAACGUUACUAGUACAAACCACUAGACUAUAGUUCAUGGUCCUUGCCUCCUUGGUCAAUCUUGAAAGAAUUCUUAGUUUUAAGUUGUUGUCAAAUUUUAUCACUGAGAGUUUCCAGCAAAGGGUUUCAGGUUUUCAGAGAGACAAGUGCUAAUGAGAUUCGAUCCUAAGGGCUUUUCUCUUCUUUUUUCCUUUUUGUUCCCUUGCUCUUCAUCUUUGAAUAGAUCAAUCUUCAGUCGCUUGUUAUCUGGUGGCGUGGCUAGAAUUUCUCCAGCGUUCCUCUUCGACCCGGUGAGUUUUCUCCUCUCUGGCUUCCUCAAGGGCGGUGGUGGGUUUUUCUCGUCCAAGCUCUCUGUGGUGGCGUGUUUAUUGCUCGCAUCAGUGAAGGGGGAUAGCAGUGAGCCGUGUCGCGGAUUUAGCGGUCAUGAAGCGGUGGGUGUUUAGGUUUCGUUGUGACUCAUGAGUAAGCCCCAGUUUUGGAGGACGGCGGAAGGUCAUGAAAGGAGUCUCGACGGAGCUGCCUUUAGCUGGACCUGCUCUCUUUCCUGGAUCCUUGCUUUUGUGGCUCUCGGUGAGCUUCUCACUCGUAGUCCUUUGCCAGUGUGCUCAGUUCAAGCGGUGAACAUUUUAUCCGAUAUCUGAAUCCGUAUUCGAACCCAACCUGAAAAACCCGAACCAAAGUAGUAAAAUAUCCGGUAUUUAAUUAUGAGAGAUUAGAUAUCCUAACUCUAACAUGUAAUAUCUGAACCCGAAUGAAUAUCAGAAGAUAACCGAACAUAUGAAUAGUUGACCUUAUAUUUCUAGUUUACUUCUCUAAUUUUAUUCAAAAUAUUUAUAUUGAUAUUGCACAUGACUCAAAAUCAGAUAAUAUAUAUAGAAUUAUGGAAAAAAAUCAUUUGCUACUCACUUAAAAUACAUAUCAAACUCUUGUUUCUUACAUUAACAAAAAUUGCCUCCAAAAAUAAAAAAUAACAACUAAAUUAGUGUUUUUCUACUUUUAAUAGUUUAAUCUAUUAAAAAUUAGAAAACAAGUUAAGUUAAAAAUAUAUAUUUUAAAUACAAAAAACUUAAAUAAUGAAGAAUUUAAUUUUUUCCUUUAAAAUAUAAAUAUCCAAACCCGAAAUAACCGAACCCAAACUUAAAAUACUCGAAUCCGACCCAAAAUGUAAAAAUACUAGAACAGAUUAUGUACCUCUAUACCGAAAUACCCAAAAAUCCGAAGUACCUGAUUCGAACCUGGAUAGGUAUCCGAACGCACACCCCUACUCAGUUCUCCCCCCUCUUCCAUGGUGGAGGUUUCUCGGUUGGAUCCUCGCCUUUGGCACUUUGAGUUUGGAGCUCUCUCGAGAGCCGCAAUGUUGCUUAAUGUCUAGAAUUUAAGUUUUUUGGCUCUUUUGUAGCAGAUUGGCUGGUUAAACUUUAUGUUUUAUGCCGAUGUAACUUAUCUAUUCAAUUAAAACUAAAGUAUAUUUUAAAAAUAACCCUUAUUUUAUCAUAAUAAUGACAACUUAUGUCGUCGAAUUAAUAACUAUUAAUCACAAAUCCUUCAUUUGUUAGAUUAUUGUUUAACCAAACUUGUAGUUAUUCUCAGUAAAUCAUGUAACAUGAAUGGUACUGUCUUAUACAUGUGCAGAUUAUAUAUAUAUAUAUAUAUUUUUGUCAUCAGCAAUGUGCAGAUUAUAUAUUUUAAGCAAUCAAGCAAGCUGAAACUUCCAACCCAUGAAGGUUGUUGUAAGGCUGGUAACACUAAGUUUGGUAGUAGCAUGUUAUACUUGGUUUCUACUGUAAUGAGUUCUAACACUACAAGAAACCGGCUCAUUUCUGACCGACGAACAGAUUCCCGACAAAACGCCGGUCGAAAAUUCUGAUGGAUUCCCGACAGAUAGUUUCCAUCAUGAAUAUAUCCGUUGGGAAUCCGUCAGGAAAAUUUCUGACGAAUUUUCCAUGAAUUAUUCCCGACAGAAAUUAUAUGUUGGGAAUUUGUCGGAAUUUUUUUUAAUUACCAAAACAUAUAAUAAAUAAAAUGUCAUCAAUUUUUAAAUUACAUAAAAUUAUAAUUUUAUUAAAAUAAAUAUAAUAAAAAUUAUUUAUUAAUUUUUUUUUAAUAAACACAUUAUAAUCUAUAUCCUUUAUCAAACUAAUGAAAACAACAAAUCAUAAAUUAAUAAAUUCUAAAUUAACAGAUUUAUAAAGUUAUAUAAAACAUUUUAAAUAUAACGUUUUAAAAUGUUUUUUAAAAAUAUAUAAAUAUAUAAAAAGUUAUAAAAUAUGAAAAUAAUUCUAGAUAAAAAAAAUAUCUUGUAAAUUUGAAAAAUACAUGUUUUGUAAAAUAUUAUUUAUAAUAGAAGUAUUUCUAAAAUAGUAAAUAUCAAAAAAGCAUUUUUUAUACAUUAAAACAUUUAUAAAAACAUUUAUAAGUUUGUAAAAUUAUAAUAAAUGUUUUGAAAAAGUUUUUUUUUUUAAAUAAUAUAAUUACUUUAAAUUCAAAAUAUGUUUUAAAUAUCUUUUUGAAUAUUUUUCCAACACAAAAACAUUAAAUUAACAAAUCCUAAAAUUAAUAUCGAAAUCUUACAAAACAUUUUAAUCCUAAAUUCAUUCAAUCUUAAAGCAAAAAUCUCUCCUUAAACUAACAUCUAAAACUACAUCUUAAAAUCAAAAUAAAAAUCUCUAAAACUAAUAUUCAAAUCCUUGAACCAACAACUUAACAUAAAACUAAUCUACCAAUCCAUUUUAAAUAAAAAAGAAUAGGGAAGAGAAAUAUUUUGUGUUCUUGAGGAAAAAAAGGAGUUUAAUGUACUUUUGAAAGAGAAAAGAGGGUUAUGUAUUUGAGAGAGAAUAUUUUGUGUUCUUGAGCAAACUGCCUUAGGGUCCAACUUGUAAGUUCCUCAUUUUAGUCUCUCUUUCAAUUGGUUAUAUUGUAUAUAUUUCGUUCUAAGCAAUAAUAUAUAUAUGCUAUUUAGAUUUAUUUUGUGCUAUUUUAGACUUUGUAUUAUAAUUUGUUUUAGCUUGUAUGAUUUAAUUUUACUAUUGUAUUAUAGUAAUACAUUUAUAGGCUUGCCACUUAACAUAUCUAAAUCAGCAUAUAUUUAAUUAAAUAAUUACAAAAUCUUCAUAGAUUAUUUCAAACUUGUAUUUUUUUUGCUUAAUAAACUAUGUAGUUUGUAUUCCUUUAGGAAAUAAUGUGUUCAAUUUUUCAUAUGAAUUUAAAAAUAUUAAAUAUAUAAUUGGUUGUAAGGUUUUAUGUAAUGAAUAUUUAUUACUAAUUAUGGAAACAUUUUUACUCUAGCCUUAGACCCCUAAAAACCUAGGCACAACACUGAAAGUAGGUGGUUAAAAAGCUAAAUGCUAUAUGGUCGAAUAAUGGACUCAAUGGACAAUCAAGGAAACAUUAGUUUUCACAUGGCAGCCAACAGUGGCUACCUUGAACUCAUAGAACUUUUAGCUCGGCCUAUCUCUACUCUCCGUCAGAAACAACAUGUGACACCUCCUUCAUGAUCAAAUCUCGUGUUUCUAGACUCCAGUGUUUGAGAGGCUUGAAAACACACUGAGAUCAUGAACUUUCCUAUCACAUCCGCCGCCUUGAAGUCCCCCGGAGAUGUUGUGAACUAAAAGUGAAGGGACACACAGCUUUUCACUUUGGCAAUCCCAGGGAAUGUUACUUUGGAGUUUGUUUAUAUGCUCGUGUCUGUGAAAUUGAUCGGUAUUAAGAUCAAGGAUGAUUUUGGCAUGACUCUGUUUGAUAUCAUCAAGCACAAGCCACACUUUCCAACGUUAGAUCUUGUUUCGAUGGUUGGUCUCAUUCAGUGGGACGUUCAGUUGUCGUGUUCAAGACCAUCACAAGUGUGGUCGCGUUUCACUUGGAAAUACAGAGGAAAUGUUUGCAAUCUAAAAUCUUGACUCGGGGUAUUUGCUUAAUUGGCCAGCUAAACGUAUUGGACAAGAAUCAUCAUUUGUAUACUCUACAUGAAUCACAAAAGGAAGCUUUUAGAUUUUUUUUUGUAGCAUUUUAAUUCUGAAUUUUGCCUUGCCUUGUUAAAGUUUCCAACAUUCAAAAAAGUAAGAAAACUCUUUACACAAAUUCACAACACAUUAUGCAAUUAUUAUCAAGAGAAGAAAUCAUUUAUCUUUAAAAAACAGUUUUAUGCUAUAGAGAAGAAAAAAUUAGUGUUCUUUUUAUCAAUCUUUUGCCUUUUAAACGGUUAUAAAAUAUUUAUAUAUAAAUUCAUUAUAUCAAAUAAAGAAAAACUUUACAGCAAUUCUAAAUUGUUUCAAGUUUGCUAUUCUAUCUAAAAUAGUUGUAUUUUUUGUAGUGUCUAAAAUAGUUAUAUAUAUAUAUAAAAAGUUACGACUCUUAGAAGUGAAAAUUUCAUCAUCUAUUUAGAUAGUGAUUGCCUUAAAAAAACAUACGAUUAUAUUUAAUUAUACAAUCAAAAUUAAGUAUAAUUUUCAAUAAAUAAAAUAUAAAUUUAUACGAAACAAUCUCUUACACGUGUAUCGCAGCUAUUUACCUAGUUACUUGCAAAGAGACUUGCGACAUUACAUUAGAUUUGAUCACGUUUUGGUUUAUCUCUAAUAAUCUACUGUCACUAAGAGAAAACUGACACGAAAACUUUGAUGGCUUAACCGGCUGAUAAUUGGCAACUGGUUACACAGUGCACGGCAUUAACAUUAAUUCUGAAUUAAUUUUCAUGUAUCAAACUUGCUAUGUUUUAUUUAAUUGUCGUUUUAGAUUUGUACACAUAGAUUGAAAAAUAUUUUAUUUUGUAUAUCUAAAUAUAUUCUAAUAAAAAAUAAACUCAAAAGUUUUAUUAAUAAAUUAAAUCUAAAACGACGCUUAAUUUGUAACGAAAAUUUUACGAUAUAACGACAAUUUGAAACGAAAAGAUAAUAAUGUAAUAAAGGCGAUAGAUAGUAGAUUUUGAAAAUGUCAAGUCAGUGGAUCUAAACUUUAUGUAAGAACGAAUCUUAAGUUAGAUCUAUCUAAUAGUAAUAAGUACCAUGAAAAUAUAGGUGGAAUUUUAAAAUGUGGAACGUUUAUGGAAGCUUGCAGUAUUGGUAGACUGGUAGGUGGGGACAACUCGAGCCCUCUCAACAACAAGGUUCGGUGGGCAUUUUUUUUUUUUUUUUGCAACUAUUCGGUGGGCAUUUCAGAUGAGAUUAAUUAGUUAGUAUUAUAAUUAAAUAGAUAUCGUUGAAAAAUUGAUCUGAAUCUGCAUAUAAUCAGUUUCUUCGUUACUUAGGGAUGAUUUGUGCUCGUUUAUUUUAGCUAGGCUUAAAGAUAUGUGCUCGUCACAAACACUUUUGAACGAAUAAAGAAAAUAUAGCCACACGUGUAUAUAAAACCAAACACAGACGGGAAGAAAGAAAGACACGGGAGGAGACAUGGAGAAGCCCAUCAACCUACAGCAAAUCUAACAGGAUCUCUUCAUUGAAAGGAAGAGGAGGACCACAUUUAUUGUAUACUAGAGUAGAUAGUUAGAUGUGUUUUAAUUUUCACUAUCUAAAAAGAAAUUAAAAAACAUAGAUCAAAGUUUCACAUUUAUUGUAAACAUGUUUUUGAGAGGAAUUUUUUUUUUAAAUCGACAACAUACCGAAGAAAAAGGACUAUCAUCACGAUACUCAUGUCAGAAUAACACUACAACGGUAACAUUGCCAAUAAAGCUAAGACAUGGUACACUGAUUCCCUAAAGCGAAAUAAGGUUUUGAAUGUUUUAUAGUGGUCCGAGGAGAACGCACUGCAGGACAAAAAUUUAUUCACCAUUCAGCCAAAUUUUUGUUGCUUUUGUUUUUUAUUAAAAAUAAAUAAAUAAAACUUUGAAUGGUAACAGGUUGAACGAUGCGAAUAAAGCGAAUGCACGGUACGGUUCAACUGCGGUUUGUAUAAAAAAUAUUUAUUGCGGGACAAUUGCGGUUCGUCAAAAAUAAACGGUUCAAAACAAAAUAUGAAUGAUGACAUAUAUAAUGAAUAGUAUAACUUCAGGAUAUAUAUAAUAUAUUUAUAUUUUAGAAACUAAAAAAUAAGUGAUACAAAUAUAAUUAUAUAUUUUUAUUUUUAAAAAUAUUUUAUAUAUCUGAAAUAUGAAAUUAAUAUGGUAUUAUUGAUAUUUAUGGCCAGUAUCGCAUUUUAUUUAAAAUUUAUAAUUGCUCAAAUUUGAAUAUUUAGAAAAUUCAGUUCAUUUUUUGAAACUUGGUUCAGUUUAGUUAACAAAGUUAAAAACCGGCUAAUAUCCAACAUAAUCUUGGAUCCCAUUUGGUUCCGAUUUGGUUUCAGUUUUUUCGAUUAGUAUGUUUAAAUUCAGCAAAUUUGAUUUUUUUCAGAUAAAAUAUCAGAUUUUAAGCAUUUUUAUUUAUUUUUUUGGAUAAAACAGAAAAUUUUAAAUAUGUUUGGAUAAAAAUUAUUCUAGUAAUUUUUUAGGUAUUUCAAUUUAUAGAUAGUAUUUUUUAAAAAAUUAUUUGAUUAUUAUUAAACUAAAUAUAGUUAAUAUUUAUAAGUAUAUAAAUUAAAAUCUACAAAUUUGGAUAUCUACUCAGGUAUUGAUUCGGUUUUAGUUUGGUUUUGAUUCUUUAGUUUUAGAGAUGUAGGAUUUGCUCGGAUAACUGAUAGGAUUCAAACCUGAACUUAAUUUAUUUUUCUGGUUUGAUUCUUCGGUGCUCAGAUUAAUGUUCCAGAUAAUAAAAUUAAAAUUAUUUUUAGCAUUAUUAGUUUGUUACCCAAGUAUUACGUAUUUAAAUUUUAGUUAAACCUUAGUUUAUGUAUGUUAUAUAGAUGAAAUAUUAGUAGAUGUAUUUAUGUUUUCCUAUAUUUUAAUAACUAAAAACCAGAAAAUAAAUUUAUCUACAUUAAUAUGUGUAACCACACCUCAUUAUUUUCUUUUCUGUUGAGGGAGUGGUCACUAACAAAUAUGCCCCGCACUUGAUUUUUACUUUUCUUAUUUAUUUAAUUUUAACAAAAACAAAAGCAACAAAAAUUUGGCUGAAUGGUGAACAAAUUUUUGUCCUGCAGUGCGUUCUCCUCGGACCACGAUAAACAUUCAAUGAUAAACAUUCAAUGUUUCAGUAGUUUUGUACUUUUGUUAUAUCAAUAAAGUUGGAUAUCCAGUUACAAACAUAAUAAAGUUAGAGAUAUCAAUAUUAUUUGGUGAAACAUAUGAUUGGUUAAAACUGAUAUCGUGUGGUCACCUCGUCUCAUCGAUUUGAAGAUUCGACACGGCUCAUCAUGCAUGUGCGUAGGUAUAACAAGAUUUCCUUAGUUGAAAUUCCAUAUUUCUCUAAAUUACUUGGUCAUAAUGUUCAGUAGUUUUUGUCGAUAUUAAUUGGUGAAACGUUUUAAAAACAAAAAACCUUGGUGAAACAUAUAUAUAAUUUGGUUAUUGCUGAUUCAGCUCUAAUUUUUUGGGAUUGGUAUCAAUAUUCAACUAGGAAAUCUAGUUACAACUACGCACAUUGUUGGCUUCGAAUCUUUAUUUUACGAUCAAUAAAUAUAUAAAUAUGUUAGCAAAAAAAUAUAAACACAAGCUUUAAUUUGUUUUAUAAUAAAAUGUGUGUAAGGUGUAUAUAUAUGCCGCACGUUUGAAAUAGAAGGCAUGCACACGAACCACCCGUGAGCAACAAAUUAAGCAAAAGGUUCGUGUUAUUAGCUGGCACGUGCGAGGCUCUCUACUCCAUAUGUUUGUUAUCAAGCUUUGUCGUAAUCGUUAUAUUAUUAAGGCUAGACAAAGUAUUUGUAUAUUUAAUUCGAUUCAUUAUAUGUUUCUAUUCGAACCAAAAUUUUGUAUAUCAGUAACUUUACAAAACAAAAUAAAUGAUGUUAUACAAUAUCCAUAAGAAAUAAUUUAAAUCAUAAAUACUAAUAUUUUUAAGAACGGAUAUCCGAUACGAUAUGAUCCGUUAUAUGCACACAUAUACAUAUAUUUCCAAAAUAAUACAUAUAUAAAUUAUAUAAAUUUAUAUUCGAUGUAAAUUUUAUAAUAUUUUAUAUAUUAAAUUUUAUAUUAUUUAUUAAAUUUUUAAAACUAAAUAAUUUUGAUGAAAUAUUAUUAUAAUACAUAAUUUUGAAUUUUUAUUUAUUUAAAUAUUAUAUUUUAUUUGUACAGAUCAAAUUGAAUAUUCAAUUAAAAAUAUCUAAACAAAUCAGAUAGUUGAUUGUUCACAACAAAACAUAUCAAAUUACGAAUGCUUCAAAAACCCUGAUAAUCGAUCGGUGCCACCAGGAGCGAAGCCACGUUGGUGGUUAAGGGUGCCCGUGCACCCAUUAUGUUAUAAUAAUUCUCAUGUUUUGCCUAGCAAUUGUAUCUCAGUUAGCUGAGUUGGCAAUUAGUGCACCCAUUAAUCUAUCAGUUCGUGAGUUCAAGGCACCCAUCACUCCAACUUUUUAUAUAUAUAUGUACAGAUAACAUAUUUUAUUUAAUAAAUGCACCCAUUAAAUUUUAUUGCUGGCUUCGCCCCUGGGUGCCACCCCAUAUUAACUUAUAGUUGAUCGCGUGGAGUCCCCUCCUCCAUUGUAUAUCUUCUUCUAUAAGUAGCUAGGGUUCCUCCUUCGCAAAAAUAUAUACUUUUUCUUGACUGAGUAUGUAUAUAUAUAUAUAUAUACAUUCUUUACAUUAUUAUAACUAUUAAGAAUAGUUAUGGGUCUAUGAAUGGUAUAUAUAUCCGAAGACGUAGGUGGUGAUCAAGAGUGGUUGGGUUCGAUGCUAGGCUUGUCAAAGUGAGCAAUCUUGUGUUCUCAUCUUGGUUUCGUUGUCUGUUCGACCUUGGCCUCGAUCUCUCAUCGAAACCCUAAUUCUACAACUUUGUUAACCCUUAUCGAUUAUUUCAUUAUUGCAUCCUUCUUAUGAUGAUAUAUAUCGUCAACUACUAGCCUACUAGGUAUCGAUUUGUGAUUAAUCAGGAUAUGAAUAAAAACUUCUUGUUUCUGAGUGUUCUAAAAAAAAAACUUUUCACACUGUUACACAUACUCAUACAAUUUGAUUGAAGCUGUAUAUGCUUAUAAGUCUUUUCGUCAACAUAGUUAUAAAUCUAUAUGUUCAUAUAAAUAGACACGUAUUUUUCUUCUUUUGCAUAAAGUUCUACUAAUUAUGUAUGCAGCUUUUCUAUAGGAAUGAACAAUUUGCAUUUGAAAAUUGAUGACAUGGCGCCCUAAAGAUAUAUAGAAGAAUUCGUGUAAAGGCAUUUGGUUAAUCUAGUUUUAAUGACAUGUUUUACCUAUAUGGAUUAGUAUGCAUAUUCUGUAUACGCUUAUAUGUAUGUAUACAUAUUGACGUGAGAGAGCUCCAUAUAGCUAAGCAUGCUUGUUGAAUCUGCACAUAUGCAUAGACCAUGAGUGUAGUGUAUGCAUAUACAGAUACGUGUCCUCUUGAGGUAAAAAAGUCUCCCUCUUUGAUAUUAACAAAUUCAUAUAAUCAUGUGACAUGUCUAUAGUGUUUUUAAUUUAUCUGACGUUGGGUAUUUCUCACAACAAACAGCAUAUUAAGAGUCGUUACUUCGUAAGGAGUCGAAAGCUGUAUUUAGUGUAUUUUGUCCGUAGAGUCAAGUUAUGUGUAUUUUGGAACAAAUAUUAAAAAGAGUUGUCUGUGGUGGUAAAAAACAAAAGCCAAGGUCGAUCAGACAACCAAACUAAGAUGGAACCAGAUCGGGACUGCUCCUUUGACAAAUCCACCAACUUCGCUGGGCUUAUAUACUUUUACACAUAUCUUUUUAUAUGUGUGCAUGGUUCAGUGGGCUGGAGUAAUUAGACGAAUUUUGGAAAAAGAAAAAGAAGAAGAAGAAGAAGAUCGAACCACCUCAAACCCUACCAACCCAUAAAAAAAAAUCACAUCAUGUUUGUCUUUUCUUUUUGUAACUGUAUCACAUCUUUUUGUUUGUCUCUUGGUUUCCUCUCUAAAACCCUUCUGGUCGGGUAGGUGCGUGUUCGACGCGUGAUUCAUGUCUUCCAAUUAAAGUACAGUAAAUACAUUUAUGAUUCAGUGUUGGUUUAAAA